AUGGCACCAGAUCGUGUACCACCAAAAAUAAUUGCCAUGAUCAAUACAUACUACUGCUCCACCAUUGCACUGGAUCUUGUCCAUAAGAACCUUUCAGAACCGUUCACUAUUCGGCCUGGUGGUUUUGACACAUUCGCCGUCGUCCACCUCACAAAUUUUGCUACGCUACCCUCGAUUUGCCGUCGCGGCACACCUGGAGGCGUCGAAGAGGAGGGCAACUGA
This is a messenger RNA of Dibothriocephalus latus, 222 nucleotides long. The record is from the annotation of a GenBank genome assembly. Lineage: Eukaryota; Metazoa; Platyhelminthes; Cestoda; Diphyllobothriidea; Diphyllobothriidae.